UUUUUACAUUAUGAAUAUACUGGCAGACUUAAAACGUCUGUAAAGUCACUCUGUACAUGAUGUUGUUGGGUUUGUGUAAAUAUUGGUUGUCUCUAGAUGAGGAGAUGGCUGGACUCUGUUACGUGUGUGUGUGCGCGCAUCCAUAAGGCAAGUUAUAAUUAGCACAUACUGGGAUGACUGGGGAGGGGUCACAUUUCCUCUCGAGGCUGUCGAAGAAAAAUAGAAAAAAAGAGAAUAAAGUUAAUGUGAGUGAGAGAAGGAGAUACAAGUUUUGGUGAUUUGUGUGCACGUGUUUUUAGGGGGGCCGGGGGCCAAAUGUGUUGAUGAACAAGAGGGUGACAACACAGACAUGGGAGGGUCGAGUUAAAGAAAGAAAGGGAGAGAGAGAGAGAGGGGUGGGGGCACAGACAGAGAGAUUUAUUUCCACAGCUGACAGAGAAGCUCCCGUCUCACACUUGUUUUUGGAGGUGAGAGAGGGACUAAGAGAGGAACAAAGUUAAAAACUCAGAGAAGGUGGACAAAUAAAACAGACAAUAUGGAUACCUUGGCUUUAGAGGCCACGCAGCCCAAAAAGGCUCAGAACGGAGCCCUGGUGCUGCUGCCCGGACCCCCCAUCCCUGCCAAACGCAAACCUGCUAAAAAGACUAAGAAAGCUGUGGUCUUUUUCGAGGUGGAGAUUCUGGACGCCAAGACGAAGGACAAGCUCUGCUUCCUGGACAAGGUUGAGCCCAACGCCACCAUUGGGGAAAUCAAGUCCAUGUUCCACAAGAGUCACCCUCAGUGGUAUCCGGCCCGGCAAUCCAUUCGUUUGGAUCCCAAGGGAAAAUCUUUGAAGGACGAGGAUGUGCUGCAGCACCUGCCUGUGGGAACCACAGCGACCUUCUACUUCAGAGACCUGGGGGCCCAGAUCAGCUGGGUCACGGUGUUUCUGACGGAGUACGCCGGCCCGCUGCUCAUCUAUCUCAUGUUUUACUUCCGAGUCCCGUUUAUUUAUGCGCCUAAAUAUGACUUUACCACCAGCAAACACUGGGUUGUACAUUUGGCGUGCAUGUGUCACUCCUUCCACUACGUGAAGAGACUCCUGGAAACACUGUUUGUCCAUCGCUUCUCGCACGGGACUAUGCCUCUCCGCAACAUCUUCAAGAACUGCACGUACUACUGGGGAUUUGCAGCUUGGAUGGCUUAUUACAUCAACCACCCGCUCUACACGCCCCCCACCUACGGAGAACAGCAGAUCAGACUGGCCCUAACCGUGUUCCUGUUCUGUCAGAUCGGAAACUUCUCCAUUCACAUUGCUCUGAGAAAUCUUCGACCACCAGGAUCUAAGACCAGGAAGAUCCCAUAUCCGACUAAAAACCCCUUUACUUGGAUCUUCCUGCUGGUCUCCUGCCCCAACUACACGUAUGAGCUGGGCUCGUGGCUGGGCUUCACUCUGAUGACCCAGUGUCUGCCCGUGGCCGCCUUCACGCUGGUGGGCUUCAUUCAGAUGACCGUGUGGGCGAAAGGAAAACACCGCAGCUACCUGAAGGAGUUUCGUGACUACCCCACUCUCCGCUCGCCCAUCCUGCCCUUCAUCCUGUAGAACAGAGCCACGCAGUGUUCCCCUCGUCUUUUUAACCUUUUCCUCUUUUCUCGUCCUCCCCUUAUCAUCUCUUUUAUACUGUGUCCAUGUCCCGCCUCCAUUCGUUUCACAUGCAUCUUUCCUGCGUUUGCUCAUCUCCUGGAAGGGACUGACGCUGAAGAAUAAAGUCAGCUCAGAGCCAGAACCUCCAGAAGCUUCGUUCUAAUGGCUCCGUAUCGCCCUCUAUGGGUUGGAUGAUGUCUGUCAUCUGGGGAAAUCUGCAGAGCAUGUCCGGAUCACAAUCCAGUCACUCAAAAGAAAUAGGAAAUUUUGCACAAAGAAAAUAGAGCACAUUUUAGGACCAUGAUCAUGAUUAAACACCCUCAAUUUCCAUUAGCUGCUGUGAUGGGAAAAUGUUUUGCUUGUUGUCCUAAAUUGAUGAUUGUAAUAAAAUCAGUCUGGACAAUGCCGUUUUUUUCCAGUUACAUUAAUGAAGGGAAAUUGAAAUGUCAAAACCAAUCCUUUAAUGGUCAUCUACUUACAGCAAAAAUAAUUUCCCCCAGACAUGGACAUUUCUUCAUUAGAUUCUUGUCAUGUAACAUCUUAAAGAGGUAGUUCACCUAAAAAUUAAAAUCAAUUUUUCAUCAUUUACUCAGCCUCAAGUUGUUACAAACAAAAGGAGAUAUUUUGAAGAGUACUGGAUGGAGAUACAAGAAUACAGUUGUCGGUAGCCAUGGCAUGUUUUUCCAUAAAAGUCAGUGGCUACCAGCAACUGUUUGAUUACCAGAAUUAUCAAGGAAAUUGAGUACAUUUUCAUUUUUGGAUGAACUAUCCCUUUAAAAAGCUUUGAGGGGAACUGGUCCAACAUGUAUUUACAGUAUUUCCUCCUCUGUAUCUGGUUUGUGCUCAGCUGCUGGGAAUCAUCCUGUAUUUCGAGUGCACUACAUAUACUGAGAUCUCUGAUGUGCACUGACAAAGUGAAGGCUGUGACUUUAGUAAAGAUGUUUAGUUCUGCUUGUCACUCAAUAACCAAAACACUAACAAGGGUACCUGAAGUAACCGCUGUAAGACCAGCGACUGUAUUCAGCACCGCAGAGACACAUGUCCUGUGUGCGAUUCUUACAUGUGAAGCUAAAGGUAACUUGUCACAGACUGCAGAUCUCGGAACUGUUUUGUUGACCUAACAAUUUAUAUAAAAUAAAAAACACUGUCAUUGG
Molecule: messenger RNA, 2778 nt
Organism: Cyprinus carpio (common carp)
Lineage: Eukaryota; Metazoa; Chordata; Actinopteri; Cypriniformes; Cyprinidae
Product: very-long-chain enoyl-CoA reductase
Biological process (GO): very long-chain fatty acid biosynthetic process
Molecular function (GO): oxidoreductase activity, acting on the CH-CH group of donors
Source: RefSeq, a predicted model, not a curated record